This is a messenger RNA of Impatiens glandulifera, 549 nucleotides long. RefSeq names its product probable inactive histone-lysine N-methyltransferase SUVR2. The record is from RefSeq and is a predicted model, not a curated record. The coding region runs from base 106 to 504 and encodes 132 amino acids. Lineage: Eukaryota; Viridiplantae; Streptophyta; Magnoliopsida; Ericales; Balsaminaceae. The transcript is spliced from 3 exons.
AAAAACUAAGGCACUUGAAUCUUCACUCUCUAUCCUCUCUGCGUCUUUUACGAAAGUUUCUCGUCUUUCUCCUCCGAUUGAAAAAAAUAGUUCAAAGAAAAGGUAAUGGCACCAAACUCAAGGACUGCAAGAGCACUUGGGGCAAUGAAGGAUUUGGGUAUCCCUGAGGAUAAAACAAAACCAGUAUUAAAAAGACUCCUACAAAUCUAUAAAAGAAAAUGGGAGUUUAUUGAGCAAGAAAACUAUAGAGCCCUGGCUGAUUGUAUAUUUGAUGAAGAUGCAGAGCAGGUCACUCCUGAAACCAAUGAUGAAUCUGAUGAGACUGGUCAAAGACCAUUGAAGAAACUAUGUACACAACAUUCAGACAAUCCUAAAGUCUCGACGAAUGAAAAUCGUAUAUAUUGGACAAGAAGUAGAGGAAAACAAGUCUCGUCCAAUACAUUUCAGAAAGGUGUGUCUAACAGAAGUAAACUAGUUUUCAUAAGGGUAACAUCACCUGAUUAAGUUUGUACUAUAGCAGGCUACAGGAGCAAUAGCAAUGGCAAUGAC